Molecule: messenger RNA, 1693 nt
Organism: Amblyraja radiata (thorny skate)
Lineage: Eukaryota; Metazoa; Chordata; Chondrichthyes; Rajiformes; Rajidae
Exons: 2
Coding region: 689-1438 (249 amino acids)
Source: RefSeq, a predicted model, not a curated record
GUGUGGGUGAGAGUGUGUGAGUGAGUGUGGGUGAGUGUUUGGGUAAGGGAGUAUGUUGGUGUGUGUGGGUGAGUGUGUAUGUGGGGGAGUGUGGGUGUGUGAGACUUUACAAUUGCUGUCUACAGUCAUCCGGGGCGGUUGGCCCGACAACCAGUGCAACACCUCGCUCGAAAUAAGCCCCUACUUCCUGGUUCGUGACGAACUGGUGUUACAGGACGGAAUCAUAGUCAAGGGCCAUAAGGCAGUGGUCCCAGCCGCCCUCCGGAACGAAUACUAUAACGACAUCCACAGAGGCCACCCUGGCGUGGAGGUAACCCUCCAAAGGGCGCAAAGCAUGUUUUACUGGCCCAGGAUGACCAAAUACAUACGCAAAAUAACCGAAACGUGCGCUGUCUGCAAAAGCCUGACGCCAUAUUAGCAGAAGCAGCCCCUACUGCCACAACCAGCCCCAUCUCUCCCGUGGUCCUCGUUAGUCACCAACAUCUUCGAGUGGCAUGGGAAACACUAUCUGGUUCUCUGCUGACUCUUACUCGGCCUGGUUCGAGAUAGACCUACUGCCAACCAUUUCCUCGGAGGCAGUGAUUGAGAAGCUGCAACGGCACUUCUCCGUGCACGGCUUCCCUGCACGUAUUCAGUCUGACAACGGCAGACAGUUCACCAGCCAAGCUUUUAAAAACUUUGCUGAACGAUGGUAUUUCCAACACCUUACCAGCAGACCCGAGUUCCUGUUCGGAGUGCGAAACAACUCAUGGAACGAUCAUAUCUUGCCAAAUCAGACGUAUACCUAGACCUACUCAAUCUACAGAACAUUGCACGGGAUCCCAUACUAGGUUCUCCAGCCCAACGACUGAUGUCUCGCCAAACCCGUGCUCCCUUGCCUGUCUCCCAGCAGCUGUUGCAGCCACAAGUUCGUUCCCUGCCUGCGGUUCAGAAGCAACUACAACUUAAAUGGGACACGCAGAAGCGGUUCUUCGACAAGUCCAGCAAGCCACUUAAAUCUCUUGCUUGUGGACAAGUGGUUCGUCUGCAAACCGACAAAGGCCAUGCACGACUGGGACACAUUCACGGCCCUGCCAAGGAGCCACGUUUGUACCUGGUCGAAGUGGACGGAGUCAUCUACAGACGCAACCAUCAACACAUCCUGCCGGUGAAGGAACCGCGUCCUGCGACUCCAUGUCCUGAUGCCCCGCGUCUUGUGUUAACUCCCACAGUCGGUCCAGCACCCCCACCACCAACUGUCAUUCCUACCGCGGUCUUCCCGCGCCAGUUGCCGCCUGGCUUGCCUAUGUCGUCUCCCACCAGGCCUGUCGGGUCACCGGUUGUGUUACCACUCCCCUCCCUGGUCUUUACUCCCGCGAAAGGAGGUGAGGCUGUCUCCUACCGCACAAGGGCUGGACGGGUUUGUAGGCCACCCAUUAGAUAUGGUGAUUUUGUGUAACUUUGCUAGUAUAUUCUUAACAUUCCAUUUAUAUGUGUUUAGCCACCAAUGUUUCUUUAUUUCUACAAAAAGAGAUGUAGAUUUGCUAUUGCAUGCUAGCCAAUCAUAGUGCUUGUUAAUAGUAGCUCUGCCUAGUACGUGCUUUAUAAUAUCAAGAGCUCGCCUACACCAGGCAGUAGAUGUAGCAGCUCAGAGCUGUAACGUACUGCAGGUCCUAUGCUGUAAGUGAUUUAAUAAACAUAUGUUGUAUCUUAA